AUGGGCUUCUUCUCUUCCGACUCGCACCAGGAGGUCUACAACCAGGAGCCUCGCGAGGGCAAGUGGUCUCACGAGCUCAUCGGCGGCGCGGCGGCGUUCGAGGCGAUGCGCCAGUACGAGAAGCACGAGGAGCGCGAGGGCAAGCCGCAGAGCCACGCCUUUGCCAAGGAGCUCAUUGCCGGCUUUGCGGGCGCCGAGGCCGACAAGCUCUUCGAGACCAAGGGCCUCAGCUUCCUGGACCGCGAGGAGGCCAAGCGCCACGCGCGCCAGCAGGCGGAGCAGGCGUACGAGGACCGCUACCAGUGA
Tilletiopsis washingtonensis is the source of this 306-nucleotide messenger RNA. Its product is annotated as CipC protein. The record is from RefSeq and is a predicted model, not a curated record. Bases 1 to 306 code for a protein of 101 amino acids. The transcript has 5 exons. NCBI's taxonomy places the organism in Eukaryota, Fungi, Basidiomycota, Exobasidiomycetes, Entylomatales.